Molecule: messenger RNA, 2463 nt
Organism: Oppia nitens
Lineage: Eukaryota; Metazoa; Arthropoda; Arachnida; Sarcoptiformes; Oppiidae
Exons: 1
Coding region: 99-2288 (729 amino acids)
Biological process (GO): protein phosphorylation; cellular response to growth factor stimulus; BMP signaling pathway
Cellular component (GO): signaling receptor complex; plasma membrane
Molecular function (GO): transforming growth factor beta receptor activity; ATP binding
Source: RefSeq, a predicted model, not a curated record
CUAUACGUAUGACAACAGAGACAACACAUACUGUAUAUAGACUUUGGUUGGCAUAGACUGUGCCAUACAUUACAUACUUUACCACUCAUUGCCAUACAAUGACAGGCAAUGCAUUGCCAGAGAUGUCCACUCAAGACAACACUUCUCAACUUUGCGACGAUUAUGAAAACCUUCAUCUCAUCGAAGAAAUAGGUCGCGGAAAGUAUGGCUGUGUGUGGAGGGCGUCACUCAAUGGACAGACAGUGGCCCUCAAGAAGUUCAGACAUCAAUACAGACAAUACGCCUUCAAUGAAAAAGACAUUUAUUUAUUGUCUUUCAUGGAUUUGUGUCCAUCAUUGUCGCGAUUGAUGGCCUUUCGGGAGAUGAUGCUCGUCGACGGCCGAUAUGAAUAUCAAUUGGCGAUUAGUUACGCAGCGUUAGGCAGUCUUCAAGACUGUUUGAAAAGACAAACCAUUGAUUGGACCACUUUAUGUAAGAUGUCUCAAACUAUAACACAAGGGUUAGCCUAUUUGCACACCGAAGUCACUAAAGAAGGUGACCGUAAACCGUGUGUUGCGCACCGGGACCUGACCUCCAGAAAUAUUUUAGUGAAUGAAGAUAAAUCUUGUAUGAUAAGUGACUUUCAGUUUGCGAUCCCAACAUCUGGUUCACAAUAUUGUUCAUCAAACAAGAGAUUAGAUACACAGCGGACACCACUCCACGCAGUGGGAACCUUGCGAUAUAUGGCACCCGAAAUUCUGAUCGGUGCCAUUAAUCUACGCGAAUGCGAGUCUGCUCUCAAGCAGUCCGAUGUAUACUCUCUGGGACUGGUGUUGUGGGAAGUGGCCAGUCGUUGCUCCGACUUGUAUCAGGGCAUUGAAGUGCCGCCAUAUAAACAGCCCUUCGAAAAGGAGUUAGGUUUGGACCCGACUUUUGAACAAAUGCAGGUUAUGGUGACCAGACAUAAGGCUCGACCACUGUUUCCUGACAUUUGGAAAGACAGUAACCCUGCUAUUCGGUCCCUUAAAGAGACAAUUGAAGAUUGUUGGGAUCACGACGCCGACGCCCGGCUUACAGCUCUCUGUGUUGUUGAACGACUCCAUGAGUUGCCCACACUUUGGGAACGGUAUAAAUGUGGAACAAUUGCUAACUGUAUAUAUUCGAUGCCCAAUCAAAGCGUCUCUUUAGCCAAUAAUAACAACAAUAAUAAUAAUAAUAAUCAGAAGAAUUUUUUGCGAACCACAGGCUUUCAUAACCUAACGGCUGCUACCGUUCCCUUAGAUUAUUGCGAUAAUAAGAUAAUUAGAAAUGAAUUUCAAAACAACUUUCUAACCAAUAAACUUAAUUAUCCAUAUCAUAGUAAUAAUAAUAAUAAUAAUAAUAAUUCAAAUGUUAAUAAUUAUAAUAACAUUAAUACAACUGAAGACUCAUCGACUCCUUUGAUGGAUUUCGAGAAGAAUGUAAUAUCGGCUGCAAACGCCUUCAAGAAUCAGCCAAAGCUGACGUUUCCAUUACAACCACAUCAAGGAAGGAAUCCUUGUCUUGAAAGGAACCUUAUGUUACAAUCAUCAGAUGAUAAUACAUCAGUUCUGUUGGGACAGGGAUUUAAAUUUCAAGUGAAUGCUUCAAAUACCGAUUCAGUGUUUUCGGACACAUUUAACGACAACAAUAGUAAUGUCGAAAACAAUGCUCUUUUGACAAACGAUCUCUUGAACCGAACAACAAAUGAUAACCAGAGAAAUGUCAGCCGACGAGUGGCUAAUACUGUGCCUCCCAUUCCUUACGUACAGAAUGCUGUCGGUUUUACUACAGUUCCCAAACUCUGUAAUUAUGAUUCAAAUAAUGGACAGUCAUAUCAUUUGAAGAAAACAAAUGAGACAUUGAAUGUCCACAACAGCAAUGAAUCCGGUUUUUCAAAAUUAUUUAAUUGGAGUAAUAUUAAAGCACUUAAGGUUUUCUCUAAUAUUAAAGUAUUGAAGCAAAACAAUACUAACUCUGAGAAAAUGUCUAUCGAUGGCCAAAAGGGACACACAUUUAAACGCAAUAACAGUCCGCUUCUCAUUAAAAGAGACAACUGUGAGAACCAACGGGUGAUCUCUUGUUCGCUGCAAAACUCGAUACAAUCGAUGGAUACCGGAGUCAAUGCUUCGACUGAGCCUAAAGUCACACAAACUAUAGAUUUAGCUAAUAUUAUCAGUGAUAAGUCUAACUGCAAAUUGAAUUUAUUUUUGCAAACAUCUGAAGAAAGAUCACCCGAACCAUGUGAUUGUCCAAACAAUCUACCAUUAAAUGCGAUUCUUCAUAAUUAGAUAAAUGCAACGCUAAUGACGAUUGCAUUCAAAAAUACAAUAUAUAUGAUAUGAUAUUAAGAUAUUUUCGUUAUUUUCACGUUCAGACCAUAUGUUGGUUCAUAUUUAGUUAUUUUGAUUUUUAACUCGAGUUUUAUUCAAUAGUUUUAAAAACUAACGAAUAAUUUUGUUGCGU